Pocillopora damicornis (cauliflower coral) is the source of this 3342-nucleotide messenger RNA. RefSeq lists its product as uncharacterized. Gene Ontology annotation, biological process: protein targeting to lysosome; early endosome to late endosome transport; endosome to lysosome transport. The record is from RefSeq and is a predicted model, not a curated record. Gene Ontology annotation, cellular component: early endosome; late endosome. Gene Ontology annotation, molecular function: phosphatidylinositol binding. Lineage: Eukaryota; Metazoa; Cnidaria; Anthozoa; Scleractinia; Pocilloporidae.
ACCUUCAGUCUUCAAGAGUUAAAAAAAAAUUAAGUUAGCAAAAUAUGAAACAGGAAAAUUACCACUGUUACAGUUCUGAGAAAUAACUGUUCUGAUGGACUUUCUCAGCGAAUUACAUAUCUUUCCGAGGGUAACUUUCCUCCGUGAUUCACCAGUAGAGGCGUCAUUAAUUUUUUUGCCUGAUUUUUGCUUUUUUCAGGCGUCCGUAGCGUCUUCCUCUCGCUUGUGAAGCGUUCAAAAUAAUCGUCAUGGGAUCCUCGGAGACCAAGAAUUCCAAGAAGAAGCCCGAGGUUUAGAAUGGACGAGGAAGAUGAAGAGGAAAGUGGUAACGAAAGAAAUCAAUCAAAUAUGGGAAUGAGAGCACCGAUUAUUGGUUAUGAAAUAGUAGAUAAUCGUCAGAAAUUUACGGUUUACAAGAUUGAAGUUAAAAGUCAAAAUAAAAGUUGGUUUGUUUUUCGCCGUUACACUGAUUUCACAAGGCUAAAUGAAAGGUUGAGAGAUGCUUUUCCAGAGUUUCAAAUCAGGCUUCCUGGCAAACGCCGGUUCAAGGACAACUUUGAUCCAGCAUUCAUAGAAGACAGGGCAAGAGGAUUGCAAUUUUUCAUCAACAAUAUGAUGAAUCACUCUGAAAUAUGUAACAGUCAUGAGGUACAAGAGUUCUUCUGCCUGAAUGAUCCUCCUGGACCUUAUGACAGCUUGGAAGAAAGCAGAGCCUACUGUCAGCACUUGGAAAACCAAGCUGAGGACUUGAAACAGAAGGUGGAUGAACUAACGGCAGACCUCAAUAUGACAAAAUCACAGCUCUUACAAGCACGAGUGCAACAGGAAGCUCUUGUAAGUGCUCUUAGAUCAGAGCGAACACUGAGAAAGCAAGGAUUGAAAGGAAAUGAAAAAGAUUCAUCCAGGACCGAUGAAUUGAUAGAGAAAAAUGAAAAAAUGGCACAUGUUGAUAGUCUAAAAGGAAAAGUUUGCCACUUGUUGUCAGAUUAUCAAACCAAAAGCAAGGGAAGGGUGUCAAGUACCUCAGAAAAUGAACCUGAACCUGGUGAAGAUCAAUCAUUUUGGGUGGGAAGUGUGGAGAUUGCAGAGCAUUCAGAUGGAGCUGAUAGAAUGAGGUCAUCUAAUCUGGCCAGGCGGCUUUCAACUGAGCAGAGAAAUCCUCGCACAUCCACUCCUGUGUCUAGUCAUAACAGCCCAAGCUGUCUGGAACCUUUGCAACAGGAUAAUCAAAAAGACCUUGGAGUAUCUCAACAGACUGAUGAAAAGAGUGAAAACUCAGAAGUGUUGCAGAGUAGUAGUGAGAAAGGGGAAAUAAAUAACACUGAGGGAACUGCCAAACAUCCAUCGAACAGGAAGUCAAGAGAUCAAUCCAGUAAAAGAGACAGUGGAAUAAGUGUUGAUACCUCACCAACGCCUAGCACGUAAAUUAAUUUUAUUAGGGGAAUUGUAAGUAUGACGUGGAUUUUGGAAUCCUCAUAGAUUGUGUAUUUGAGUGUAAUAGUACAUUCUUCUAAACAGUCUGCUUUGUAGUUUAUGAAUUCCUUCUAGGGAAUUCUUUAGUGGAUUUUUAAGUGUAAUUCUGCUAAGUACUGCCCCAAAUGGAGCUAAGAUAAAAAAUUUUUAGAAUUAGUUUUGGGUAUUUAUGCUUCUGGAAUGAUUUUUUUGAAUGUGUUGAAUUGCAAUCUUUUUCCUUUUCAGGGAAACUGAAAUUUUCUUGUUUAGUUUGUAUCAUUUCUGUAAAAAGCAGCUUUGAGGAAAAAAAAACCUUUUUCAAUCAGAUAAAAAAAUGAAACUGGCAAUUUUUGGAGAGUUUACUACUUUCAAUAAACUCUCUAGGGGUAAUCAACACUGAAAUAUUAAAUGCCGAAUUAUUUGGCAAAUUCCCAGGCUUAUAAGUUGCCAAACACUAGUUAGAUUUAAAUGUGCCUUGUAACUUGGGCUACCAAUGCAAAAGCUCAAGUUUAAAAUUUGGUUACAGCUGUAGUCUAUCUUCCUAAAAGGCACUGCCAGCAUUUCUUUGCACACCCUACUCAUCUAAUUAAAUCGAUCAGCCAAUGAGCUUUAACUGCACAAUUUUCAUUUUCUUUUUUUUUUUUCACAUCCACAUCAGAUUCACAACAGAAUUGAGUUUGUUCCUAAACCUGAAUUUAUUUUGUUCAACAAUGUUUAGAAAAAUAAAUUUUAAGGUGAAAAUUCAUGUGUUUAGGUGAAGAGAGAUUAAAAGAACUCAAAAUAAGUCAAUUAGAAGAUGUUUUUAGUCUCAAAAAAUUCAUGUGUUUAGGUGAAAAUAAGUCAAAAUAAGUCAAUUAGAAGAUGUUUUUAGUCUCACUGCAUGAGAUUGCUCUGAAAGCUCCCAACUGAAGAAAAAUGUUUGUUUCAUUUUUAACAUUUUUUGAGUGUCAGCUGCCAUUAAGAUUGCAGUUGCUUUUACGUGACUGUACGAUAUGGUUUAAAUUUUCUCUUUACAAUUUUAUGAUGAUGGUUAACUAGUUCCCAUUGGAGGAAAACAAAUACCUACAGUUCAAAACUCAAUUAACAUAGCCUAAUGCAUUUAAAGCUGCAGUUUACUGUUCAUAUGCAUUAGUUGCUAUUAUUGAUUGUAGUUGAGCAUAGCAGGAGCAAUCAUGGGUUGAACUAUGAAAGUUUUAGGUUUUUAGGUUUGUAACUACAGCCAUAGGCUUUGGUAAAUAAAUAUAUUUUAAGAGAAAUAUUGAAUAGAGCAUAUGCACUUAUUAAAUAAAAAGCAGAAUACUUGUUUCCAGAACAAAAGGAAAUGUUUGUAUGAACUAAAAUUUAACUUCAGCAUGAUGGAAUUGAGAAAGCAAAAUGGCAGUUGAGGUUAAAAUAAUUCAUUCUUUUAUAAUUUUUUAAACCAGUUUGAUUUUCUUUGAGAUGUGCUCAUUGAUCUUCAUUGUUACAGGGUUGUCAAAAUUAGGUGGCAACCAUACAUUUCAACUUCUCUUGCUAAAACACACUGGCCAUUCCAAAUGCUUGUGGCCUAAUUUUCAGCAUGGAUGCAUGACAUCGAUGGAAAUAAAACUGGUUUUUUAGUGCUGUCCACCUUGCAUCACAGUCUCUUCACAGCCCAGUUUUCAUAAUCUGAUAAAACGUAGAAUUAAAGAUAAACUCUUUUGAAAGAAAGGACAUAUUUAUUUUCCCCUCAGUAUCUUGGUAAGCAUACACCAAUUUUGGUAUACUGAUGCCAUGUGCAUAUGCUCUAUUAUCAGUUUUUAUUCUAUUUUAAUAGUUUAUUGCAUAGUUAGCUUUUAGUAAAGAUUAUAAUACAUUUUGUAGAUAAUUUAAGAGUUCUUCAGGCAUAAAUAAAUUAGCUGUUUAAAUGGU